UGCAAUGAGCUUAGACAGCAAGUGAGGUACGAGUUCCCCUGCGUAACUUAAGGAGACAUGCGUGCUGCACGAUUCUGGCUUCGACGCUCCUUGGCCGCACUCCUCUUCUUCUGGAGUCUGGUUCUACUCGCAAGUCUGUGGUACAACGAGGUGCCUGGUACCGGAUGCAGGUGCUCUCACGACAAGAGUCCAACCGCUCUACCUCAGGGUGAUGGCUCAACAGACAAAAGGGUAUCCCCGACGAUAGUGGCGGUGACCUGUGCGAGCGGCUUGGAACUCACCAUGGCCAGUCUCAAGUCAGCCGUAGCAUUUUCAAGGGUUCCACUGAGGCUGAUUCUGUACGCCGAUGUUGAAAACAUCAAGCGUCUUCAAGACAGGAUCAUGCAGUGGCCAGCGAGUGCCUUGAACCGGAUUACCUACGAUCUACGCUUGGUGAUGUUCCCGAAGGAGAACUUUGAAACGUGGAAGAAACAGUUCAAGCCCUGCUCUUCGCAGCGACUCUUCCUCCCAGACAUGCUACCAAACGAGGAUGCAGUCUUGUACGUGGACGCCGACACCCUCUUUUUGAACCCUGUCGAAGAACACUGGAACGUCUUCGAGAAGAUGAACGAGAGCCAUCUGAUGGCCCUAGGUUACGAGGGUGAAGACGUAGCUCACAACGUUUACCACCAGCUUGCCAAGCACCCUUACCCUCCCCCUUUCGGAGCGAACGCCGGCGUUAUGGCCAUGAACCUCACGCGCAUGCGCAGCUUUGACUGGGCGUCGCGCCUGGCGCCCCUGAGGGAAGAGUACGCUGGCCGGUUACUCUGGGGUGACCAGGACUUAAUCAACAUCCUCUUCAGCUUUCACCCGGACAAGCUGUUCAUGUUGACGUGCAGAUGGAACUACCGCCAGGAUAACUGCAGGUUCCACGAUUCGUGCUCGGGAGAAACGCCCGCCUUGUUGCACGGUACCGCGAAGUGCUUCGCCGCCCCGUUCAGGGCACCUGCCUUCUCCACCAUCUACCGGGUCAUGGGGAAGUACGAGCUGGGCACAAGCCUGGAGCGGAACUUCAUCGAUCCACUGGAACGCGAGCUGCGCCGCGUACGGCAACACGAGUGCGUCGACGCCUUUCUGCUCCACUCCAAGCAGUGGCGGAUCCUGGCGCGACAGCUGGACAACGAACGAGGCUUAAAUGACGACGCCACCAAUGCGACGGCAUAUUGAUAAACAUAUAGGAACCGCACCUAGAAGGCGUUAUCGACUGGUGUGUUUAGCCUUUUAUUCCGCCCGUGCAUAGAAAUUGUGAUUUUGAAGUGGCUACAAAUGACGCCACGAAAAAGGAACAUUAUGCUGUGUUAUCUCGCGAUCCUGGCGGUUAGGCGUAGACAUUCUUGGGAGGAAAUUGUUUGUUUUCCCCCGUGGAGUCAUGAUGUUAGGUGCCUCCC
Molecule: messenger RNA, 1427 nt
Organism: Ixodes scapularis (black-legged tick)
Lineage: Eukaryota; Metazoa; Arthropoda; Arachnida; Ixodida; Ixodidae
Product: glucoside xylosyltransferase 1
Exons: 6
Coding region: 58-1206 (382 amino acids)
Biological process (GO): protein O-linked glycosylation via N-acetylgalactosamine
Molecular function (GO): UDP-xylosyltransferase activity
Source: RefSeq, a predicted model, not a curated record